AUGAGCUUGUAUCAAAUUUUAGAUGUGGUGCGUUUUUUUAUUCGAUUUUCUGAACAUGAAUCUUUUCCAGGACGAACAUUUCCAAAGCCUCGAAGUCAACGUAUGGAUGGUUCAAGUUUGAGUAAUUCAAAAAAAAAAAAAACGAAAAGAUAUCUUUAGAACUGGUACGACGAGUUCUUGGACUGGAACCCCCUGGAGUACGGUAUGAUCAACCGGACGAUCGUACCGUAUAACCAGAUUUGGAUCCCCGACACUUACCUGUACAAUAGGUGAAGCCUUUGAAAUUUGAACUUUACCAAAAAAAAAUUGGUUAUGUUCGAUUUGUGAUUGACAUAUUCCAUGUAUCACUCUUGGUUAGCGAAGAUAUUAGUUUUUUGGUCGCAUUUGGAAUGACUCAUCGACUCUGUACUAGGAAAUUUAACUUUGAAUUAGGAGAACAGCACCACUCUAAUUGAAACAGAACUUUUCCCGGAAAACUGGGAAACUUUUUAGUGGCCACUAUAGGGUUUUGACGUUUUAGCGGCCACUAAAGUAGUCAAAUUAGUGGCCGCUUAAGGGGUCAAAGGUUAGUGGCCGCUAUAGAGGUCUAAGUGCUACUACUAGCCUACUUAAAACUACUCUAGUGGCCACUAAGACCCAAAAUAGCGGCUUCUAGAGAGGUGGUUUUGGUGGCCACUUUAGUGUCCUCUCCAAGUAGGCAAGCCUCUAUAAAGGCCACUAAAAAUUUUCCCAGAGGAAUGAAAUUUUUUUUUUUGAAAGAACCUAGGAACUCUAGAGUGUUCCUUAUAGGGGCAAUCUUAUGGGCCCUUGAAGGGUGCCCUCUAAACUUUACCAACCCCUUUAGGGGCCAAUAAAAGCUUGCGAAAGAGGUCCCCAUAGUGGGCAUGCUAGUCGACAACUGUUAUAAACUCUGUGCGAAAAAGCAUUUCCAUGGGGAAAACCGAACCAAUAAACGUUUUUUGAACGAAAUUGAAGGACCCCUAUAGGGACCACUUAAGCUUUAUGGGCUAAGUGGUCAGACCUUAGACUCCUAUAGGGUCCAACUUAAAUUUACGCCCAUACUACUUUUUCGGCCCUUAUAGGGGUUGUUUUACCCUCGAACCCCAAUAGGGAGCACUCUGGGAAUCCUAAGAAGCUUUAGUACUUGAGCCAAUAAAAAAUGACUUUUUUUAUAAGGGAUGUUACGAUUUUUAAACGGGAUGAUUCAAAAAAAAAGUUGAACUUAAAAGUUUUUCGGUAUAGUUGGUCCGGAUUUUGAAUAUCAAACACAAUGACGUCAUUCGAAAACGCUCCGUGGAUGGCUCGCCUUCUGAUUGGUUUAUCGGGCAAUUAGGGGCGGAGCUUGAGUGAUGGCUUGACAUUCAAAAUCUGUACUGACUGUAAAAUUUCAACUGCUUCUGAAUAAAUUAUUGAUUUUUUCUAGUGAGGAGCUGGAGCAGAAAAAGACAGAAUCGCUGAUGAACGCCCAGCUGGAGACGGGCUAUUGGGCCAACGAUUCGUUGGGAGCCCGAGUUCAGCUCAUGUUCCCGGCCAUUUACAAGCUGUCCUGCCGGAUGGAUGUUCGUGUUUGUUCAUAGGACUGGCCCGGGUCCACCCGGGCUUCGGGAGGGGUAAAGAACCGGAAAAACUUUUAUUUUAACUCAAAAUGUUCACCAAAAAACUCUUAAUGCUUGUGAAUCAUAGUAUCUGUUGAAUUUUAAGUGAAAAUGAAACAAAAACGGGAUUUUUAAGUCGUAAAAAAAGAAGCUUCAUACUUAAAUUGGUGAAAAUUAUCGCUUUUUUUCAGUUUUAUCUGCUUGAAGCCUCGCCAUACAUGUUAUGAGCAUGACUGGCGACAGCUGAGUCCCCCUCACUCAAUGCUAAGCACCCCCUUUUUUUCUCGUUUUUUUGUCAAGUCCCCUCCCUUUUUUUCAGGUCCCAUCGAGACUUACCCAUGUAUGAGCCUCGCUAAGGCCGGGCCGAAUAGGCCUUAGAAAAAUUGUCGUCUGAUGGGGGAGUAGGCUGACAGGGCAGGCCAUCGAAGCAUUGAUUUUGAGAUUUUUUUAGACCUCAUGAUACGAAAUUCAUAUGCUAAGUCGAAAAAAAUGGAAGAUAGAAAAGUUUACAAAGGAAGAUUUUGGCUUGAAAAAAUAUAUUUUCGGUCAAAUUUAGGUCCGCUGGUUUCCAUACGACAGCCAGAACUGCAGCUUCAUCAUCUCCAGCUGGACACAUGAUAAAGUUUCCCGUUUCUUCUAUAAUUCCGAAAAAGAACGUUGUUCCAUCAGAAAACGAUCGAUUAUUGGCCGAAAAGCCAUGACGUCAACCUGAGGAACAUGGCCAAGAACGACGAAUGGGAGGUCGUCAGUUUCGAGUUUGUCCGGGUUGAGGUUGGGGCUUUUUUAGAGCUCUUUUCUCGUCAUUUUUAUACCAAACCCGCCUUUUUCCAGUUGAAAUCGUUUUUUUCUAAAUGAGAAAUAGAUUCGUCUCAGGACCCAUUGAACAUGCGCCUUUAAUAUUCCUUGUUUCCCAUGACGUCACUAGGGAACGACGGUUUUGACUCCGCCCCCUCAUUUUCUUCCACUAACAAAACCGUUUCGAUUUUAAUAUCAAACCCACUUCUUUUCCAGUUAAAAUCGAAGUUGAAACACCAAAGUUAUGUUUUUUUUUUUUUUUCAAAAUGAGAAAUAGAUUCGUCUCGAGACCCAUUGAACAUGCGCCUUUAAUAUUACUUGUUUCCCAUGACGUCACAUGCGGUGGUUUUGACUCCGCCCCUUCAUUUUCUUCCACUAACAAAAACGCCGGGCUCAUAUAGCCUGUUCAGAUUUCCAAUGUCAUGUUAUUCUUCAAGCUCCGCCCCUAGUUCCACGAUAGGCCAAUCAGAGAGUAAUAUUGGAUGACGUCAUUGCGCCUUAUCCGAAUAUAUAGCACAUUGUCACGUUUUUUUUCUGCCAAAUUCGCUUCAAGACCUUGCAGUUUUGUAAUGAAGCGCAAAAAAAAACAAAAUUUACUGUAACUUUUUCAAGUCAUUCCAGGAGUCUUUCAAAUGCUGCGACGCGCCUUGGGUGAUGCUCUACGCGUACUUGGUCAUCCGCAGGAAACCGCUCUAUUAUAUCAUCAACUUGGUGAGACAUUUAUAGCCUUUUCCUCGACUCGGCCAAAGUCGGAUUGGCCCGCUAAAAGGAACAGGCUCAAAAAAGGCCGCAGAAAGGCAGCAAAAAGGGUCCCUUUAUCGAGCCAUUCAUUUUUUUUUUGGGAUUUUAAUACGCUGUCUCUGUAAUUUUCAAAAAGCAACGGUUACAAUAAAAAAAAAAUAUUUUUUGAUUCUGAUGAAACUUCAUCCAGUGUGAUAACCCAUCAUCAGAAAUGCGGACACAACUUUUUGAGCCAUUCCCUCUUACUGUAGUCGGGUUACGGUAGGCUGCUUAUCUAAGUAUUGAGGAGUUUUUACUAGGCAAUAUCAAUCGAUAGGUAAUCCAAUUUCAGGAACUUUUAAAAUGCAUGCCAUCUUCGGUUACUGUAGGAAUUUUCGAGUUACGGUACUUUUUGUCUUUGAAAAGUCGGUUUUUCGGUCACCCUGGUCGUCGCCAUAGAAUCGUAUCGUGAUAGCUUUCAUGGAAUAUGUCUUUUGGUAUGCUCUAAAAGAUGCCACAAAAAAUAAGUUAGAACUUCUAAACCUUUAAAAAGCUCAAGUAAUAGUGGAAAAAAAGGAGAGGCAGCAAAAAUGGUGCAUAUGAGCUUCGAAAAUGGCGCAAAAAGGCAGCAAAAAAGGAACCUUUGUCUCCCUGAAAAUAUGGAGCCUUUUUUCACCCUAUCCGACUUUGCCUAUGUAUUUCCUAGUGUUUUUUCUUCAAUGCAAACUUCCAGGUCAUCCCAACUUCGAUAAUCACGAUUGUCGCCGUGACGGGUUUCUUCACGCCGACUUCAUCUUCCAGCGAAAGGGACGAAAAACUGUUCGUUUUACUUUUUUUGCACUGGGACUGUGGCUCUUGUUUUCGCCUUUUUGAGAAGAAAAAUUGCUUCCGAGUUUUUCUCUUUUCUUUUUUGCAUCACUUAUUGGUGUCCUUGGCCGCUUUUUAGGCCUGUUUCAAGUGAUUUUUUGCGAGUUUUGGAGAACCUUAUUUGAAAGAAAAUUGGAUAUGAUUGUAAAUAUUUUUCAAACCUGAGCCUCAUGAUGAGAAAAGGAUGCAUAAAACUGGAGAAAAACGAAAUGUAUUACCUAAUAUAAGCACCUGUUUAAAAUGACCGGUCUAACGGUAGUUUGGAACGGCUUUUUUGGUCACAAAAUGGAAAUUAUUGUGCUUUUUGAACCGUUAUUCCUUUUUUUUACCUUGAAAGAUAGGGUCCAAACACAAUUCUCUCUUAGUAUUGCCUUUAAAAAAGCGUGUAGCUAAUAUGAACACGAAUAUUCUAAAGUGGUCCCUAUAGGGGCCGAAAAAUUGGUCCCUAUAGCGGUAAAAUCAAGGCGAUCCUUAUAGGGGUGUAGGGUCUGACCCCUUAGUCCCUGAAGUUCAAGUUACCCCUAUAGGGGCCUCUCCAUUUCAUUUUGAGAACGCUUAUUAAUUUAGUUUUUUGCAUGAAAUGCUUCUACGCAUAGAACUUAUCGACUAACAUGUGCCUAUAGGGGUCAUUAAUGAAAAUCCCUAUAGGGAGCACUUUUUCAAGCUUUAUUGGCCUCUAUAGGGGCUGGGGCGCGCCGUAGCCUAACAGGUUGUGUGCCUGUCUACGGUCCACAGGGUCACAAGUUCGAUUCCCGCAUCGACCCAACCAAGGGGUUUAAGAAAUGUUGGUAGUGGGAAACCACGGCUUCAUAAUCCCCAGCCGUCACACACAAGGACGGAUAUGUCACUGGAGCCAGUCCACUGAUUAUCAUCAGGAUAGGACCUCGGCUAAUCGACUUGGGGCGCCGACGCCGCUCAAGCGGUAAAAAGGCGUAAGAAGAAGAAGAAGAUAGGGGCUGGUAAAGUCGUCCUUAAGGUUGCCCCUAUAGGGACCUCUCAGGAGUCCCUAAAAAGAAAGAAAGGGAAAAAAGACACCCACCAGAUGCCGGAGUUAAUGUAAAAUUUGAGAGUUUUGACUGUUUCAGCUACCUCGGAAUCAAUACCCUGCUGACAAUGUCGGUGAUGAUGUUGAUGGUCUGCAACCAGAUGCCGUCCACCAGCACCUAUGUUCCUCUGAUGAGUUCGUCUUGCUUCUUUGAUUCGAAAAUGUGGAUUGAAUUCAUUUUCAGGCUGGUAUUAUAUUGGAAUUAUUUUCGUCAUCGUCGUCGGCACACUUCUGGCCACUAUCGUCUUGGGUGAACUUCACUUUUGAUUUCUUUCAUGGCGUCGGCGCUUCGAAACAGUUCUUAGGAACGUCGAAGAGAUCCCUAGAGGGAUCAGAGAAAAAGAGCCCACUAUAGGGGUCAAAACGCGGUAGUCUAUUGAGAUGCUUCUUCUUACAGAGUUCAUAACAAUGAAUGAUUUUCAUGGCCCCUAUAGUGGCCACUAACUAAAACCCCUGUAGGGGCCACUCAAUAAAAGCCCUGUAGGUGUCCCUCUUGCAAGCUUCAGUAGGGACUACUCUGGAGCUCCUGUCGUCGGAAACAUUUUCUAAUUAUGCAAAUGGGGCGCGAUAAUUUUGCAACGAAGCGGCUUAGAAAACAGAACCCCAUCUGUGUAGAUUUACGAUUUCCGAUUUUCCAGCCAUCCACGGCCAGAAGCACUAUAAUCGGCCCCUGUCAAGCGUCACUCGCAAGCUUAUUUAUAAUCGAAUCGUCGAAUUUCUGAUUUUGAGGUUGAUAAUGAAAAUCCAACAAGAAAUAAUCAAUUUCUAGCCCCCCGACGUCUCUGAUCGACCUCUGGACGGAGUUUGGCGUCAUUUCAGAGCAACGCCUCUCGACGGACCAAAUUGAUCCAUUGUUGCUCCAAUCGAUCGAUCCGGCAUCGGUGAUCAUUUAUUUACUUAUGCUCGGACCAGAGGGUGGGAACAUUCCUAGUGGACACUUUAGUAGUGUGAGCGCUCUUAAGUAAUCCCUUGGAUUGAUCAAAAACGUCCGGAGCGCGUCCGAUUUUCGGUAGCGAAGCCCGAGUGGGAGAUUUGUUUUCUUUUGAAGAUUUUCUGUACGUCUUCAUAAAAUUCAUACAGGAAUCAUCGUUCCACCGACGGCUAUACUUGCUUGAAAGUCCAAUGACUUUAUAAUUUUUCCAAUUUAAAACUUUGUGGAAGGGGGAAGGGGUGCCGAGAAGGCCCACUUAUGAAUCAAUUUAAAUCAGCUUCUUUCCUGAAUUUAUGCGGCUCUAGUAAAUUUUCAAAGAACUGUAGCACCACUUCAGAACAUGCCGCCGACGCCGAGAGUCUUUUUUGGCUCGUUAUCUUCCGAGCUGAGCGACCUACAGUACACCUACACCUACACGGCUCGACUCGCGACAAUCACGCGACAAUACACGGCCCAGGUGGGCUUACCGUAAUUUAUUCAGGAGCAGUUAUCAUUUUCUCAGAGGGGGGGGCGCUUGAAUCAGAGACUCGAAAAAUGAUCCCGCAAGAUUUUCGGAAUUUAGUCGAUUCUUACUCGACUAGUCACGAUUUUUCUUUUCCUUUCCCUUCCGGAAGGCUUCCCUUCAAUGAACGAAGCCUGUUUCUGUGUAUGCGCCUUUAAUAUAGCGGACAUUUUAGGCUAAUUUAAAGGCGCAUACACCGAGACAGGCUGCGCGCAUCGAAAGGAAAGGUUCUGUAGCUUGGAGAGAUGAUCGUUCUUAUUCAGUCUUCAGAGAAGAUUCUCUGCUAAAUAAUGGGGUCAUUGAAAAGUUGAACAGUUCUUUUUCGGUUCUCGAAACUGUAGUUGAUCAAGAACGGUCUGUAGGUCUUCCCGCCCUUCUUUUGAUAUUAUAGACGAAUUUUGAGCAUCCCGAUUGUUUUCCACUCGGGUAAAUUAUGAGAAGGAGGUGGGAAGGUGAAUAAAAGCUAGAAGGUCUUGAGAAGGCUUUCGGCAGGUAGUUGGAAGACCCUUGGAAGGUAGAAUAUUGAAAACUUUGGGCCGGAAGCCAGCCAGCAGGUUUCUGGCAGGCAUCUGGAAGGUUGCUGGCAGGUGUAAAAGCUAUCGUCCCAGCACCAUCCAAGGAAUUGAUUGAGUAUUUCCCACCCCGGAGUAACCCCCGUCAAACUGCAGCCUCACCCCCUCAAAAAAAUGCGGUUUACCUCCCAAAAAGUACGGCCUACCCCCCAAGAAGAGCGGCCUACCCCUCUAAAAAGAGCGGCCUACCCCCCAAAAAGUGGUGCCUCCCCCCAAAAAAGUGUGGCCUACUCCCUAAAAAGUGCGACCUACUCCCCAAGAAGAGCGGCCUACCCCCAAAAAGUGCGGGGGUGGAAUCCAGCUGAUGUAUGAUUUAACUUUAUCCCCAGACCGAAAACUUCCCUUUGAGGCGAAACAACGCGAGCGGCGGUACAACCAGAACCGGAUGAAGCAGGACACGAGCCACGCGAGAAACGUCAAACGACAGAAAAUGUCACGACGGGUGGCGCUAGAAUGGGAGUUCCUGGCGAAUGUACUCGACCGCAUCCUUCUCACCACCUUCUGCGGCUUCACUUUUGCUGUUUUCAUUGUUCUUGUUGCUUUCGACGACUUAUUUACAGUUCAUGAGAAGCCGAUCACUUAUUGAAUUCUUUGAAGGCAUAUAGCCGAUCCACGGCUAACUUGGGACGCUAGGAGGCGUGGCUUGUCUGCGCUCUCCACCAACCAGGCACUGUCUCUUCUCUUUUCGUGGCAGGACCCUUUUGUCGAUGGUUCAAGACAGCCGUGAGUCAGCUAUAUGGGGCAGAAAAAAACGGUGUUUCAGGUGAAGUAUCUUGUAUAGUUUUCUUUGCGAAUCGAACGGUAUUAUCAAAAAAAUUACGGAUGUGACUACUUUUGAAGAAAAACGCGAUUUUACUUUCGCGCCUUCAAAUUUGAAACAUGCUUUGGAUCGCUGUACGGACAACUGUUUACAGUAAAAAAAAAUUCAAGAGUUUCUUUCCUGAAAAAUCAAUUAGGAAAAAAAAACAAACCGAUAAAAAAUCAAGCCGAAUUCCAACCGAACGCUGUAUAAAAUUGCCAUUUUCCAAAUUUUUAUUAUCAAAACUUGCAAAUUUCAUAUGAAUAGAAAGCUUUCAAGGACCAAAAGAACUUUAGUGACAACAGAAAAAAUUGAAAUUUGAAAGAAACGAAGAAAAAAGCGAAAGUCCGAAAAAUGACGAUGCGUUUUGUCCAUAGAGCAACUUUACUGCAAAGCGCCCUUUUGGCGGGCACUCAAUCUUUCCUUUCUUCGACUUUGAAUUAUUUUUUCUCCGAAACUAGGAACUUCUGUACGUUUCCAAGUUCACCUUUCGAUUCGCAAUGAAAAGCUCUACAAAGUACUGCUUUGAACUGAAACACCGUUUUUUCCUGCCUCUAUGCCUUUAAAAAUAACAUUUUUUGGGCUUUUUCGAUAGGUUUUUCUUUGUUUGACGGGUUUAACUGUGUUGUCUUUCAUCUCUCCAAAUCUUUGAAAUAUAUGAAUUUUACAUCUUGUGAUUCUUUUUUCGCAUGAUAAACGGUUUUUUUCGAUUUUUACUUUUUUUCGUGUCCAUAUGCGUUUUUAAAUGCAAUACUUGUGAUUUUAAAGUUAAAAAAAAUUCAUUAUAACAAUCAGGAGAACCUAACAUUGCACUCGUUGUCGGCGAAAUUGAACAGGUAAAUCCGGUAAUCUUCUUUCGAAUCCCUGAUGUUCAGAAUGGUGAACGGAUCGUGCCGGAGAACCCCUUCGAGAAAGUCGACGAUUUUCAAAAAUGACCUUCUGACGUCUUCUUUCGGGAUUUUCAGCGUUAUCUGCAGGUUUCUUUCAUUUCAUACGAAUAUCCAGAGUGGUCCCUAUAGGGGUUAAGGGGAUGAACAGCCUCUAUAGGGGUCGAAAAAGUGGUCCCUAUAGAGGUAAAAUCAAGGGGGUCCUCAUAGGGGUUAGGGGAAAAAUAGAAGGAUUGAAAAAAAGUGCCCUGUAACGGUAAAAUCAAGGUGGUUCCCAUAGGGUUUUAGGGUCUGAUCCCUUGGCCCCAAAACCCUAAGUGGUUCCUAUAGGGAUCUUUCAAUUUCACUCAAAAAAAAAAAUUGGUUUAUUCUUCAGUUUUUCGCAUCUAGUUCCUAAAGGUUAUCGAUUAACAUGUCCCCUAUAGGGAUCAUUUUGCAAACUUUAGGGACCCCUAUAGGGGCUGGUAAAGUGGCCCCUAAAAAGACACUCCAAGGGCCCCUAACUUUUUCCCUAUAGGGACCACUCAGGAGUUCCUAAGAUUGUUGCGAAAGGCCGUCCUCAUAAGGAAGGUCAUUUUUUUACAGUUUAGAAUUUCCUGAAGGUUGGCCAGAACCCUCCUUGAUGAUGCAGAAGACCAUUCUGAAAGUCUCAAUCUCCAAAACACCCUAGUUUUCGAGAAAGGACACCUCAAAGUCAAAGGAAACUUUCAAAUGACAUAUUUUCAGACUUUGAACCUAUCUUUUUUGGAAAAUAAGAAGAUGUGCAGGUUGAGAUUUUCAGAAUCUUUAUCUGGUUCAUCAAAAAAUAUUCUGGCUAUUUUCCGGAAAAUCCACCCGCAAAGUGAAAUGACCUCCCUUGUGAGUACUUUUUGAAACAAAAAAAUCUUGGUUUUGGAAUUUUCAAAUUUUGUUUUUUUCAUUGGAGACUCCGACGCUUUUAAAAUUCUCAAAAAAAUAUUAAAAAAGAACUUUGACAAACCUGGCAUAAAACUAAGCGGUGAUUCCUUCGAAACGUCGUGAAAUUUGGAAGAAAAUCUAUCAAAUCCUCCAUUUCGUUAAUAAAUAGGUGAUCGAAAACCUGAAUACUUCAUUGCGAAUUCUUCAAAGCAAAAGCUUUAGUUGGAAAAUUGGCCAUUUCAGUAGUUUUUCAUCCAAUAUUUCUUCCAGUAACUCUGAUAAUUUUGAAACAAACUUACUUAGACCUCUAUAGUGGCCACUUAUUUUAAACACCUCAAGUGGCCACUAAUUUGACUACUAUAGUGGCCACUAAAACGUCAAAACCCAAUAGUGGCCACUAAAAAUGUUCCCAAUUACUCAAAAAAAAAAACUCACGAAUAUUUUCCGCUCCUUCAUUUGAUCGAUAAUUUCAAAGAAGGAUCCAUUGUCCAACUUCGAAACUUGUAUCAUUUCAAGGCCCUGUAGAUCCUUCUUUAUUAUUACUCAGUGAAAAAAUAACCUUGACUUUUUCAACGCUUUGCCUUGUAACCAGAGUAGCUUCACACUUCAAUGAUUGAAAAUACAUUGAUUCUACGAUAUCUCGUUCGACUUCCAAGUUUUUCGAACCACCGAAAAAUAGGAACGGCCAACACUGUCUUUUGCUAGCUACCUGGAAUUUUUUUUAGAAAAUUGGAAUUUCGCUAAAUGAGACGAGAACUAUAGUCUGUGUGCCACGACUUGAAAUUUCACGGAACGACAUUCCGCUGUUCCGCUGCGUGCGUUUGCGAAGCGUCUUUAGAAUCUAGGUCACGCCUUUCAAUUGAUUGUUAUUGCUGUGGGCGCACAUGAAAGUAGAGUCCCUUCAAAAAAGAAAAAAUUAAAAGCGCGACCCAGGUUCCCGCAGCGGCACAGCGGAAUGUCGUUCCGUGACAAUUCAAGUCGUGGCACACAGACUAUAACUAGAGAAGCUUUUUCAGCCCUAAGUGAAACUUUUGAUUAAACUUCUCUAAAAAGUACUAAAGACCUCCUGAUUUCCAAAAAUAUAUCUCGCAAUAAGUCUUUUUUUCUUAUUUAUGGAGCUUCAAAGUUUGAAAAAAAUGAGCGUAUUAUGAAAAAAAUCUUUUUGAGAGAUUUAACUAGAUGUAUUGUGAGAGUUUUUUGUUCUAGAAUCAGGAGGUACAUUUAAGAAAGUUUUCAUUUUAAAAAUUUUUGAAAAAAAGGCCUAAAAAGUUCUUCCCCAGUGAGAACAUUAAAAAAAUUUGAAAAAAACGCAAUUUUUUUCAAACAAGUUUCUUUGAAGGUCUAAAAAUGGUUUCAUUAAAUUCACGGCUAGCUUGGGACGCAAAAAGAGGCGUGGCCUGUCUGCGCUCUCCACUGAGCAGGCACUGUCUCUUUUUUUAUCGUGUCAGGACCCAAUUUUUGAUGACUUAAGCCAGAAUCAGCCAAAUAUAUAAAAGUUUUGCAUACUUACAUAUAAGGGAAGCAUAUUCAAACGACUAUCAUUUUUCCCAUAAGUUUCAAGUCCGAGAUAUGACGUCAUCAAACAACGAUCCACGACGUUUGGAAGUUUCCGAAGAACCUGGUUUCUAUCGUAAUCGUCGAAUUUUUUUAGUUACAAACCUUGAAUUUUUCGAAAUUCUUCAGAUACUUCACCAUACAUGACUUAGAAUGCCUGUAGAAUCCAACUCGAUCCUGUGAAUUUUUGUCUUUUCUCUUGAAUGAUGUCCACAGUUUAUAAUGACAAGUUGGAAAAAAAAACUGAAAGACAAACCAAACUGAUGACCCAUCGAACAGUGACAAAAUGGUAGAGGACGUAGCAAUAAAUGAAAAAAGGAACGAGAGACCGAAGGCUCAUCACGAUUUACUUCGAUUCUUCUCCGCUUCCCAGUUAGAUAUCCAUCGCCGGAACUUGUACGUCUCCGUUUUGAUCGAUUUUCAGAUAAUUCGAAGCAUUUUUUCCCCUGAAGCGUUGCAUAAGAAAGUCCUGAAAAUUUUCUAUUUUUUAUAAAAAUUCUAGUAGAAUUUUUCAUUUUCAGUAUGGGAUGAAAACUUUUCCGUCUUUUUCGAAGACAUGGCUUUUAUACGUCCCCCAAGCUGCUUUAUUGAAAUAAUACUUCAUUUUCAAAGAACUCAAUAAAAAUGAAACAAUGGUUAUUUGAAGUCGGAAACGAAUUUUCAACAUUCCUAUAAAAAUUGCCCGCAAAAAUCUUCUUUUUAGACCUAGUUCCCUAUCUACAAAUUAUUUUAAAAUUUAUAGGUUCAAUAAAAAUUGCUUCAUUGGAACUUGA
Messenger RNA from Caenorhabditis auriculariae, 11937 nucleotides. Lineage: Eukaryota; Metazoa; Nematoda; Chromadorea; Rhabditida; Rhabditidae. The record is from the annotation of a GenBank genome assembly.